CAUGUCGGCCUCGACCGAGUCGAGUGCGGCUCUGCAUUCGCCGCACGCGGGAGAUGCGCCCAGCGUCGAGGCGCUGUUUCUGAUCAAGUUCGACAACAAGGUCGGGUAUACGGUCUCGUGGAAACGCACCGCAUCCGCCGACAUUACGCUCGAGAACGCCGUCGAGUACAAGUCGCUGCCGUCGGGCCUGCACACGGUGCAGAAGGACCUGGUCUACUUCACCCACCAAGGCUAUGCUGGGCUCAGCGCGUUUGCAAAGGGCGACGCAGGCGCAGAGGACCGCAACGCCCAUUUCAUCUCGGUGGGCAUACUGGUGAAGAAGGAGGGCGAAUUCGGGCGCUUGGGGAGGGCAUGGCUGCUUGCGGGUCGCUUGGAGACGCUGGCGGCGACGCUGGCCGACAACGCAGAGUCGGUAGCACCGCUGGACGAGUUCUGGCGCGAGCAGAUGGACCAGCACCAGCGUGGCCAUGGCGAGGCUUCCGAAGGCGCGCCCAAGGGACACAGCCGGGCGCGCGCCAUCUCGACUGUGAGCGCGGUGCCCAAAGACGAGGACAGCCUGCCCGAGUACCACCCAGCCCUGUCCAUCCAGCGGUUCCUCGAUGUAUUUGGCCCGUUGGUGUUUCGCCUGCAGCAGGCCGCGCUGCUGCGAAAGCGCAUCCUCUUCGUCGGCAUCCCGCCAGUCCGGACUGCGUGUGAGUUUGUGUACCACCUCUCUGUCCUGUCGAGUAUAUCAGUGCGCGAUGCCGAGCAUCUUGUACCCGGCACCGAAGAGCUGCUGCGUCUGCCCUGCCUCUUCUCUGUCGGCGUGCACGACAUAGCCGACCUCGAGCCUGUCCAAACACCACGGCAUGGCGGACACGGGCCAGGUGCCGGGUCACCAGUAGGCUGGGUUGCGUGCACUACCGACGAGAUCAUGGCUACAAAGACCAGGCUUUACGACAUCAUAGUCGAGCUGCCCCACACAUACGACGCGCCGCCGCAAGAGCGGCGCUGGCCACGGAUACGGACGAGCGACGGCAGCUUGAUCAAGGCUAGCCAGCGGGACGUUGAGCGGUACAGGAUUCUACACAAAGAGCUGUACAAGCAGCGGAACCGGCCCCAGACAGCAUCCGAGGCAUACACGGACGACGAGCACGGCGAUGCGGCGCCGCUAUUGUCACGCGACCAAGUCGACACCAAGCGCGCAGACGACGAGUUCAACCAAGUAUACGACGACAGCGUGGUGGAGCCCAUGACGUGGUCACGGCUCGCAUACAUGGGCUACAUGUGGUGGGCUUCUGCAGGCGAGAAAGAUGCAUACGCGACGGCAGAGCGGGAGACGGACCGCGAGCUCAUUGGCGGCCUGGCCGAGUACUCGCAGUCACUGGAAACAGCCAUCAUUGCAUACUUUCACCGGCAGUCGUCGUUGCUCAUACAGUCGCUGUCGCACAUGAUGACCGACGCCGACGAGCAGGGCGAGCACGACGACGACGACGACGAGGAUGGAGAGGGAUUGAGUAUCGACAAAGACGACCUGUCGAGGAUGGGACUGGACACAUGGUCAGAAGCCGACCGGGCGUUUGUGCAGGAGUUUGGCAGCCUCUACUUUGGGCGGGCCGUGGGUGUCAAGGGCAGCGAGAUUGACUGUUGCGGGUUAAGGGUGCCCGUCUUCUAGACAGAGCCGAUCAAUGGCUGGGAGCGUGCAGUCAGCCACGGACCGGCAGGCACCGGCUGCGCGGGGGGGGGGGAUUGACAUGGUGUACAUACAGUUGAUUCAGCGGUAGAUGCAGGCGUUUUUUUUUGGUCGCGGGUAAUUUGUUUUUUUCUUUUAUGGUCGAAUGCGAGAUGGCGUUCC
This is a messenger RNA of Exserohilum turcica Et28A, 1834 nucleotides long. RefSeq lists its product as uncharacterized. NCBI's taxonomy places the organism in Eukaryota, Fungi, Ascomycota, Dothideomycetes, Pleosporales, Pleosporaceae. The annotation marks the transcript as partial. The record is from RefSeq and is a predicted model, not a curated record. Gene Ontology annotation, cellular component: lipid droplet. The transcript is spliced from 3 exons.